Helianthus annuus (common sunflower) is the source of this 561-nucleotide messenger RNA. RefSeq lists its product as uncharacterized. The record is from RefSeq and is a predicted model, not a curated record. Lineage: Eukaryota; Viridiplantae; Streptophyta; Magnoliopsida; Asterales; Asteraceae. Bases 1 to 561 code for a protein of 186 amino acids. The transcript has a single exon.
AUGGCCAAACAUAUUUGGAGUAUUAUAAGUAAACGUGACUCUAUUUGGGUGCAAUGGAUUCAUGACUACAAGCUUAAGGGGAGGAAUUUUUGGGAGGUUCCUUGUCCGGGUAGUAUGAGUUGGGGAUGGAGGAAAAUAUUGUCCAUUCGAGGUAUUGUGAGACCCUUCAUCUGGUAUUUGCUCAAAAGUGGUAUGCAAGCAAAUGUUUGGAGCGAUAAUUGGUGCCAUGUAAGUCCGUUGCGCUCAUUUAUUACUCCUCGUGCUAUAGCAAAUGCAGGUUUUAAUUUGAAGUUGUCGGUUGCGGAUGUAAUUGAUGCGAAUGGGAAUUGGAGAUGGCCCCAAGCUUGGUUUGAUUUGUUUCCGGUUCUAAUAACUAUUCAAACGCCCCAAUUGGCUGAAAAUGAUAUUGAUCGUUUGGUUUGGAAAGAUUUGGAUGGUAAUGUAGGUGACUUUGAAGCAGCUCAAAUAUGGAACACGAUUCGAAACAGGGAUAACAUUGCGAACUGGGCUCAUAUGGUUUGGUUCUCUCAGUGUGUUCCUCGGCACUCAUUUCAUAUGUAG